AGAAUUGUUGACGAUCCCUGCAUAGUUGCCACCAAUGCUAGUAUAAGAGAGGGGUACUUCAAAACACCUCCAUUGUUUUCUGAGCAUCACCCUCAUCUGCUUCACCAUGCUUCUGAGGAGUAUAAUUCUGUUGAUAACGUUCACGCAGAUAUUCGCCGGGGAAGGCUGGAGAAAGCCUGGCUGCCAUAAAACGGGCCACACUCGGGAAAUCAACAUACCUGACUGCGUCGGCUUCAAGAUCACGACCAACGCCUGCCGCGGCUACUGCGAGUCCUGGUCGCUGCCUAGCAUCAUGCUGGGGUUUAAGCGGCACCCGGUCACUUCGCUGGGGCAGUGCUGCAACAUAAUGGAGUCGGAAGACACGCAUGUCAAGGUGCAAUGUAUUGACGGAGAACGGAAUUUGACGUUCAAGUCGGCGGUGUCCUGCGCGUGCUACCACUGUCAGAAGGAAUAGAGAACUUCUGUAACAUCCCACCCACAGACAUAUAUCUAAGUAGACUCGUGCACCGCACUACUAUGUACCGCAGGAUUUUGUAUCGAUAAAGAUCGGUUUUCCUAGGAUAGCGGUGCCGUGCCGUCAUUUAGCGGCCGUCUCCAUACUAAAUAAUACGACUAAAUAUGGAUGUCGUAGUAUUUGUAUGUAGACGGCCGCUAUAAUGACGGCACCGCUAUCCUAGGAAACCAGAGCUUAAGCAAGCGCGAGGCGUAUUUAGAUUUGAAAUUAUGGUAUUGAUUUCAUAUUUGCUGAGACAGUCAAAUUAAUAUCGAUAGAUUUUUUUCGAUUCUAUGUCAAUUAAAAUUCUUAUCUAGUUACGCUUUACGAAGUAGUUAAAAGGUAGGCACAUUUUGUAAUUGCAUCUUAAAAAUACAGUAUUGUUUUACGAAACUCGAAAUAACUCAUCUUAAAAUCACUUUAUUCACGAUCGGAUAUAAAACAGAAUUGGAAGCUAAUUUUGUAGUUGCAUUUUAAGGUUGAGUAACUAAUAUCUAAAUUCUUGUAUCUACUUAUUAUACUUAUACAUAAAAGUAGGUGCAUGCAUUUGGGUGGUCUCGUUAGAUGUAUGUCUAUGAUUAUACUACAAUAAGUAAUUAAUUUGCAAUCUAUUGUUGUUCUAUGGGGAAAUAGAAUAUCUUAGUGAAAUUAAACAAUGAAUUGUUUGUCUUAAGUGAAAUUUAUUACGUAACUUAUUAUAACUUGCGAUGUAGAAAUUAAGAGAAAAUUAGUAUGUAAUGUACCUAAAGGAGGGUACUUUAUAAACUGUACAAUAAAUGUGA
Cydia splendana is the source of this 1275-nucleotide messenger RNA. RefSeq names its product thyrostimulin alpha-2 subunit (gene Gpa2). The coding region runs from base 107 to 454 and encodes 115 amino acids. Gene Ontology annotation, molecular function: hormone receptor binding. Gene Ontology annotation, biological process: cell surface receptor signaling pathway. The transcript is spliced from 3 exons. NCBI's taxonomy places the organism in Eukaryota, Metazoa, Arthropoda, Insecta, Lepidoptera, Tortricidae. The record is from RefSeq and is a predicted model, not a curated record.